Puccinia triticina is the source of this 3270-nucleotide messenger RNA. RefSeq lists its product as uncharacterized. Gene Ontology annotation, molecular function: nucleosome binding. Bases 1 to 3270 code for a protein of 1089 amino acids. The record is from RefSeq and is a predicted model, not a curated record. The transcript has 13 exons. Gene Ontology annotation, cellular component: FACT complex. Lineage: Eukaryota; Fungi; Basidiomycota; Pucciniomycetes; Pucciniales; Pucciniaceae. Gene Ontology annotation, biological process: positive regulation of transcription elongation by RNA polymerase II; transcription elongation by RNA polymerase II.
AUGGCUGAUGUUAAGCUGAACGUAGCGUUAUUCUACAGAAGGCUUAAUGUCUUGAUCAAGUCUUGGAAGGAUGCUAAUGAGCCUGAUGUGGAAAAACUACAAUCCACCGGAGGAAUUAUAUUGGUCGCCGGAAACACCGAUGAAUCUAACCCCUACAAGAAAACGGGAGCAUUACAGACGUUUCUCCUGGGAUACGAAUUUCCAUCUACCCUGACUUUCAUCACACACGAUUCAGUCACAUUUCUUUGCUCCGAGAGCAAAGCGAAAAUUCUCGCACCUCUUGCAAAACCCCCCAGCGAUGCACUCGGUCCAGACGAAAACCUAGAUAUCGAUGUCAAAGUUAUCGUCAAGCCGAAGGACUCGGCAGGAUCAACUUCGGCAAUGGAAACUGUACUCUCCUCUAUGGAAGAAGUCGUCUCAAAAGACCAAAAAAUUGGUCGCUUACUCAAAGACAAGUACACCGGGAAGUUUGUGGACGAAUGGAAUGCAUUUUUGAAAAGCAAAGGGAAGGAGGCUUUGGUUGAGGAAGCUGCAGAUAUUUCUCCCGGGGUCUCCGUCAUCUUGGCCACCAAAGACGCACAAGAAAGAGAAUAUACAGAAGUCGCUUGUCAGAUGGCCCAUAAGCUAAUGUCGGUUUUAUGCAAUCAAAUGACCAACUUGAUAGAGACCGAAAAAAAAAUAACGCAUGAAAAACUCGGAGAUCUGAUUGAGGGCAAGCUCGAAGAUGCUAGCGUAUGGAAAGGAGCCAAAUAUGCCCCCGAUUUUGAUAACACGUACGCAGAUUUAUGUUACACACCCAUCAUUCAAUCGGGUGGCGAAUAUGACUUGCGCACGUCGGCCCAAUCUUCCACGGAGAGACUCAAAGACACAGGGAUCAUUCUAGCGAGCUUGGGCGUCCGAUAUAAAUCGUAUUGUUCCAAUGUAUCUCGUACUAUAAUGAUUGAUCCACAUCCAACUCAAGAAGUCAACUACAAAUAUUUGCUUGAAUUGCAAAAAUUUGCCCUUGAAGCAAUGAAGGAAGGCGUGGCCGCCAAAGACUUUUUCAGCAUCGUCAAGUCCAAGGUAGCAGCGGACCGAGCCGAACUUGAGUUGUGCUUGCCCAAGAGCUUCGGCUUCAGUCUUGGAAUAGAGUUUAGAGAUUCGUUUUUGACCUUGACCCCGAAGUGCUCUAGAUUCUUGAAAGAAAAUAUGAUUUUCUCCUUGACCCUCUCCUUUGCCGACAUUGAAGAUCCGUUCGACAGUAGCAAAACUUACUCACUACAACUAAUCGAUACCGUGCGAGUCGGAAAGGAAGCAUCUACUAUCUUAUGCGAUGGACUGAAAGAGCUUUCUCACAUCGCUUUCUUCUUCAAUGAUAAGCCAUCCAAGUCGAAGAAUGGUAAACCUCAGAACGCCGGCAAAUCUACCGCAGUCUCGCCAAGCAAGAAGAGCACUUCUCCAAGAAAAGGCGGUGCGGCCGUUGUAACGACAUCCCGAAAAGGUCGACUUCGAAACGAUGGCAAGGAAGUUGAUAAUGAGGCAACUGCAAAGCGCAAAAUCCACCAAAAGGAAUUGGCCGAACGAAGACAAGAAGAAGGACUGAGCAAGUAUGCUGAAGAUGAUGGCACUGGGAAGGGUUCUGAAGUGAAACAGUGGAAACGGUUUGAAAGUUUUCCUAGAGAGCGGGAUCUUCCUAGCGCGGUCGCUAGCCUUCGAAUCAUCGUGGAUACCAAUAAACGGAGCUUCAUCUUGCCCAUUAACGGCUUUGCCGUACCUUUCCACAUCAACACAUUGAAAAAUGUUGUGAAGCAAGAGGAAGGUGACUACACUGUCCUUCGAUUCAUGCUUGUUGCACCAGGCCAAAUCACCGGCAAAAAAGAAGAUACGCCAUUCGAGGACCCCAAUGCAACUUUCAUUCGAGGAUUAACCUAUCGCAGUACUGAUAACGACCACAUGGCCGAGGUUUACAAAAAAGUUACUGACUUGAAGAAAGCAGUCUUGAAGCGAGAGAAAGAUCAAGCCGAAAAGGCAGACGUGGUCGAUCAAGAUCAGCUUAUUGAAAUCAAACAUCGACGACCAAUAAAAAUGCUGGAUAUUUCCGUCCGUCCUUCGUUUGAUGGUAAAAGACAAGCCGGAGAUGUGGAGAUUCACUCGAAUGGUAUCCGCUAUCAAUCUACUCUUCGCUCGGACCAUCGAAUUGACAUCUUGUUCAACAACAUCAAACACAUUUUCUUCCAACCUUGCGAUCACGAGCUGAUCGUGAUAUUGCAUAUCCACUUCAAGUCGCCCAUUUUCAUUGGCAAAAAGAAAACAAAAGAUAUUCAGUUCUUCCGUGAAGCUUCAGAGGCCACGUUCGAUGAAACUGGAAAUCGAAAACGCAGAAGGCAGAACAAUGGUGGCGAUGAGGACGAAACUGAAGCUGAGCAAGAGGAGCGAAGGAAGCGAAAUGAACUCAACAAGCAUUUCAAAUCAUUUGCUGAUAAGAUUGCGGAUGCUUCAGACGGUCGAUUGGAAGUCGAUAUGCCAUUCCGAGAGUUGGGCUUCCAAGGCGUACCAUUCCGAUCGAGCGUCUUGCUUCAACCCACAACCGAAUGCCUUGUUCACUUGGUCGAGCCACCGUUUUUGGUCGUAACAUUGACUGAAGUCGAGGUUGCUCACUUGGAGCGAAUUCAGUAUGGACUCAAGAACUUUGAUUUGGUAUUCGUGUUUAAAGACUUCACCAGAACCCCGAUCCACAUUAAUACCAUCCCGAGUGGACAGAUCGAAAAUGUUAAGGAGUGGAUUGAUUCAUGUGAUAUCCCAUUUUCGGAAGGGCCUGUGAACCUGAACUGGACAGCCAUUAUGAAAACCGUAACAGAUGAUACCUACGAAUUCUUCAAAGAGGGGGGGUGGAGCUUCUUGAACUCUCAAUCCGACGAUGAGGACGAGGAUGGCAAUUCCGAUGAUGAAGACUCCGCAUUUGAAGUAUCAGAUGACAUUUAUGAGUCAUCAAGUGACGAUUCUGAUUCUGCAUCCGAUUUCGAUGAGAGUGCAUCUGACUCUGGUGGCUCGUCAGGCUCUGCGGAAGGGACUGAGUCCGGCUCAGAAGCAUUGGAUUGGUCUGAUCAAGAAAAACGAGCAGCCCGAGCCGACCAAAACAAAAAGAAGGGAGCGGCCGAGUCCUCAUCCAAAAACAAGAAGGGUAAAAAAGGGAGAGAUCCUUCCGAUGAUGAUGAUUCCGAUGUAUCUAUCGAUAGUGAAGAGGAAGCUAAAAAACAAAAGAAGAAAAAAGCUCCGGCGCGGAAACGUUAA